UCGAGUAUAAAAUGGAAUUCUGAGUAAAUUUAUCACUUGUCGACUUCUAUCUUCGUGACUUGGUUUAAGAAUUCAAGAUGAAAAUCAUUUUGCUGUUAGCGGUUGUGGGCACUGCAUUAGCCAAUGAGGUUGAUGUCUAUACGACUGCUAAUGAUAAUCUGGAUAUGCAGGCGGUGGUAAACGAUCCAGAGAAGCUACAAGCCAUGACUGACUGCUUCAUGGAUAGAGGCCCAUGUGAUCCUGUAGCUCAGAGUUACAAAUUGAUCGUCCCUGACUCCAUCGCUCGCGCUUGCGACCGUUGUAACGACGCCCAGAAGCAUUUGGCAAACACCUAUGUCCGCGGUCUCUACUGGAAUCUACCAGAUGAAUAUAUAAACUUCAUGAAGAAAUACGACCCUCAUGGAAUCUACGAAGAUAACUUCAGGAAGGCUGUUAAGAAUUAUUGAUUAGUGACAAUAAAUUAUUAUUGAUGUG
This is a messenger RNA of Pieris napi, 474 nucleotides long. RefSeq names its product ejaculatory bulb-specific protein 3-like. The record is from RefSeq and is a predicted model, not a curated record. The transcript is spliced from 3 exons. Lineage: Eukaryota; Metazoa; Arthropoda; Insecta; Lepidoptera; Pieridae. The coding region runs from base 78 to 446 and encodes 122 amino acids.